Messenger RNA from Rodentolepis nana, 411 nucleotides. NCBI's taxonomy places the organism in Eukaryota, Metazoa, Platyhelminthes, Cestoda, Cyclophyllidea, Hymenolepididae. The record is from the annotation of a GenBank genome assembly.
AUGAUAAAGAAGAUGUCGACAAAAUACUAUUCUGAUGCUAUCUCCAAUCCAACUCUUCAGAAAUACUAUGCUGAAUUAGAAGCUCUGGCUCUUGAACGCACGGAGGUGAAUGAAAUUGUUGAUCAUACACAACCUGAUGUGGAAGAAAUGCAAAAACAUGCUGGAAAGGAGAUUAGCAAAUUUAUCGACCUCAUAUCCCAAGCUGAUGGGGAUAAAUGUUUCGCGUCCCCUUCAAAGAAAGCUGCAACUUCCUUAGAUCUGAAGGAACUUCAAGACCACGUUAAAAGCGGCACACUGGCCAAAUUAACAGUACCUACACUGAAGCAGUGUGCCAUCAUGCGAAAUGUAAAAUCAGCCUCAAAUAGAAAGGCUGCUCUUUUAGCGGCAAUCAUUGACUUCUUUGACGCAUAG